UUUCACUUCGACACUAUGCAUCUCACAAAUACGUCGGUGAUACUAGCAGCUUUGCUGAGUGUUGUAUGGGCAAAGGCAAAGGCACAGUACACAGAAAAGGAAGCUCCAGCUUUCCUUAAGAAAGUUAAUGCAAAUUUGAAACACCUAGAAAGUACUUCAAAAUACAAGGAGUGGGAUUACAAAACGACCCUGACAGACCAAGCAGCCAAGGAUCUGGCAACAGCAAAAGAAAACUACAACCUCUACUUAGCCAGCGUGUGGCCGGAAGCAUCUAAGUUUCCCUGGAAGUCUUUCUCAGACCCUGUUUUGAAAAGACAGUUCUUCUAUCUGUCACAACUGGAUGAAGCAGCAAUAAGUCCUGAUGACAGAACCAAGCUGUCUGAUGUGAUAAACAACAUGUUGAAUGUUUAUGGGACAGCAAAAGUGAGAGAGUACAAAUCGACCAAUACGGAAGCAACUUUGAACUACAAUGACGUGUCACCAAAGUUCCCUGAGGACUUCUUGGACGCUUGUGAAAUGUCCUUCUACUGGGAAGGAUGGCACAACACUGUCGGAAGAGCAGAAAAACCUUACUUCCAGCAGUACGUGGAACUGAUCAAUAAAGUUGCCCAAGCAAACAAUUUUACCGACAACGCAGCUCGUUGGCAAUCCAAAUUCGAGACAGAAAACUUAGAACAAGUCUGUGCAGACUUGGCGACUCAGAUCGACCCAUUGGUGAAACAAGUUCAUGCUUACGUUCGGAGGAAACUAUGGGAAGCUCAUGGCAAAGACUCCAGCAUAAUCGACUUAGAAGGACCAAUACCUGCUAGUCUACUUGGAUCUAUCUGGGGGAUGGAUGGCAUCAGCAUCUAUAGCAUCACAGCUCCCUUCCCAGAUGUUCCUUCUGUAGAUGUAUCACCCCAGCUGAAAGCACAGAACUACACUGGUCUGAAGAUGGCUAAGACAGCAGAAAAGUUCUUCUUGUCUCUGGGCUUGAGCAAGAUGACAGAAAAGUUUUGGAAGGAUUCAAUCUUUGAGAGACCAGCUGGUGUUGACAUUGAUUGUGAUGAGGAGUCAUAUGACUUCUACAAUGGCAGAGAUUACAGGAUAAAAUACUGCACUAUUCCUACUCUGGAAGACUUAGGAGGAAUUCACCACGAGAUGGGAACGAUUGAAAACUUCAUGGCAUGGAAGGACUUGCCUUAUUUGCUCCAGAGAUCGCCUAAUGAAGGUUUCACAGACUCCCUGGGAGAAUUGCUGAACCAGUAUGUUACUUGCCCCACUCACUUGAAGUCCCUUGGUCUGUUAGACGCUAACUGGCAAUCAGACAAAAAACAGGAGCUUAAUUACCUUCAACAGCAAGCCUUGUACGACAUCCUGUUCUUGCCUUACGCCUACAGUCUGGACUUGUGGCGUUGGAGAAUAUUCCAGGGAAAAAUUACUCCGGAAAACUACAACUGUGAAUACUGGAACAUCAGGUCUCAACUUCAAGGGGUUGCCCCACCUGUAGAUCGUGGACAACAAGAUUUUGACGCCGGCGCAAAACAUCAAGUUGACAACGACGAGGAAUACGUAAAAUACUUCUUGAAUGUGAUUCUUCAAUACCAGCUGCACCGUGCACUCUGUAUAGAGGCUGGCCAGUUCGAUCCUAACAAUCCCGACUCAAAACCGCUUUACUUGUGUGACAUAUCUGGCAACCAGGCAGCCGGGGAGAAACUUAAACAAAUGAUGUCGCUGGGAGCCUCUAAAACUUGGCAGGAUGCCUUGGAGAUUAUCACAGGACAAAGGAAAAUAGAUGCUACUGCACUACUACAAUUCUUCCAACCCCUCUACGAUUGGCUGAAGGCAGAAAAUGAGAAAAACAAUGAAAAAAUUGGUUGGACCUCAGGGAAAGUCAAAUUCUGUGAAAAAGAAGUAUCCCCUGGUACUGGUCCAUGCAGAUAUUGAUGUACUGAACGCAUAAACAUAACCUCAUUAUCUGUUUAAAUUUUAAAAACUUCUUAUCAAGUACCAA
Molecule: messenger RNA, 1993 nt
Organism: Macrosteles quadrilineatus (aster leafhopper)
Lineage: Eukaryota; Metazoa; Arthropoda; Insecta; Hemiptera; Cicadellidae
Product: angiotensin-converting enzyme-like
Exons: 14
Coding region: 16-1926 (636 amino acids)
Biological process (GO): proteolysis
Cellular component (GO): plasma membrane
Molecular function (GO): metallopeptidase activity; peptidyl-dipeptidase activity
Source: RefSeq, a predicted model, not a curated record